This is a messenger RNA of Solanum stenotomum, 476 nucleotides long. RefSeq names its product copper transport protein CCH. Gene Ontology annotation, molecular function: metal ion binding. Lineage: Eukaryota; Viridiplantae; Streptophyta; Magnoliopsida; Solanales; Solanaceae. The transcript is spliced from 3 exons. The record is from RefSeq and is a predicted model, not a curated record. Bases 189 to 410 code for a protein of 73 amino acids.
AAGUGAAAUAAUUUCCAUUCACUUAAAAGAAAAGAAUCCAAUACCCAACCCCUCCCUUUAAAUAUUUUCAACUGUUCUCAAAACAUUAAUCAUUCAUCAUAUCUUCAUUCUUCUCUAAACUAUCAGCAGCAGUUAGGAAGAUUGUUUGGCAACUGCAUAUCAAGAAGCUUUGUAACGCAACUACUACAAUGGCCAAUGUUGUGGAGCUUAAAGUUGGUUUGCACUGCGACGAAUGCAUCAAGAAAAUCUUGAAGACAAUCAAGAAAAUUGAAGAUAUUGAAACAUAUGAUGUGGAUACACAACUAAACAAGGUAACAGUAACUGGAAAUGUGACGACUGAAGAGGUGAUCAAAGUUCUUCACAAGAUCGGGAAACAAGCAAGCAACUGGGAUCAACAAUCAAGUUGCUAAUCAAUAAGCCCAGACUGCGCUAUUUUAUACUACUAUACAAUAUCAUCCUAUUAAUACUUGUCCUGA